AUGGAGGAUUAUGCACCAAGUCGUUAUAAAAUAUUGGAAAAAAUUGGUGAAGGCGUGCAUGGCUGUGUAUUCAAAGCUCUCGAUUUACACCGCAAGUGUCCGGUGGCAAUUAAAAAAGUUGCUUUAAAAAAUAAAUUUGGAAUUAUUUCACUGAACACCUUGAGGGAAAUAAAAACAUUGCAGCUAGCGAAAUGUGAAUAUAUCAUUACUAUCAUUGACGUUUUUCCCGAUGUUAUUGGCCUUUCACUGGUCUUGGAGUAUAUGCCCGAAACACUGUAUGGCAAAUUGAAAAAUGAAGUUAGUCCCCUAAGCCGGCAACAGGUUCGAAAAUUUGCCCUAAUGAUGCUUAAGGGUAUUCAAUAUUUACACAGAUUAGAAAUAAUACAUAGAGAUAUAAAACCCGCUAAUCUGCUAAUAAGUGAAAAUGAAAUUUUAAAAAUAGCCGAUUUUGGUUUGGCACGGCUUUAUUUCCCCGAAGAUGAGGCACGUCUCUAUUCGCCACAAGUUUCGACACGAUGGUAUCGUGCACCCGAAAUACUUUGGGGUAGCCAAAAGUAUGGACCGCCCGUGGACAUGUGGGCAUCUGGGUGUGUUAUUGCUGAAAUGUUGCGGGGUGUGCCAUUAUUUGCGGGCACCACCGACAUUGAACAAUUGGCUCUUGUUAUACGUACUUUGGGUACUCCCCGGCUCACAGAAUGGCCAGAAUUGACAUCAUUACCGGAUUAUAAUAAAAUUAGAUUUCCCAAUGCUGUGGGCAUGCACUGGGAUAAUUUAUUUCCCAGCUGCACCUAUGCUGCCGAAAUAAACUUAGUAUCGAAUUUAGUUGUAUACAAUCCAAAAAAUCGUUUAAGUGCAGAAGAAGUGAGUAGCACAACCAACAUCAUAUUUUAUAAGUUCUGA
This is a messenger RNA of Musca vetustissima, 900 nucleotides long. RefSeq names its product cyclin-dependent kinase 20. Gene Ontology annotation, cellular component: nucleus. Bases 1 to 900 code for a protein of 299 amino acids. The record is from RefSeq and is a predicted model, not a curated record. The transcript has 5 exons. Gene Ontology annotation, biological process: protein phosphorylation. NCBI's taxonomy places the organism in Eukaryota, Metazoa, Arthropoda, Insecta, Diptera, Muscidae. Gene Ontology annotation, molecular function: ATP binding; cyclin-dependent protein serine/threonine kinase activity.